Molecule: messenger RNA, 885 nt
Organism: Aspergillus campestris IBT 28561
Lineage: Eukaryota; Fungi; Ascomycota; Eurotiomycetes; Eurotiales; Aspergillaceae
Exons: 2
Coding region: 1-885 (294 amino acids)
Source: RefSeq, a predicted model, not a curated record
AUGGUCAACUGGAAAGCUCCCGAGUCCCUCGAUCGCCUCGUUGGUGCCCUGAUCGCCGCCCAUCCAGGCCUCAAACUUGACUACCAGGCCAUGGCAGUAUACUUUGGUCAAGGCUCUACGUACGACGCGAUCGAAGGCCGUUUCCGUCGCUUUCGCAAAGUGGCAGAAGAAUUGAAGACCGAAGCUGCCGGGCGAGGCAUCACCACUCUGCCCCGCGGGCGCAAUUCGGGGCCCCGUACUCCCCGGACUCCCGGGGGUGGUAUCUCCAAGCCAUCGUCGUCCGGACGAUCCACUGCCAGAGCGAAGAACAAAGGCCUGGCUGCCGUGCUGGACACUCCGACCAAAAAGGGUGGUCGUGCUCAGAGUCAUGGCCAGUCCGUGAUGAACGCUAUCCUCGUGGGAGACAGUGCUUCCGAGGACGAAAACAACAUCAAGACAGAGGGUGUCGAUUUUCUGUCUGGCUUGACUCGGAAUGAAAAACGAGACUCGGAACCUGCUGCUCUGCAUCCGAUCAAGUUCGAGUCGAGUAAUGCCAACGGCAUGAUGAUGGGAGGCUUUGUUUCUUCUGUCUUUGGUGAGGUCAAACAGGAGUCUCGACCGGCUCAUACCCAAGUCCCCACCAUGGAUACAGACACCACCACAGCCCCCUCCACCACAGCCAGCAACAACUUAAUCGAUAUGUCUACUGGCUCUUCUACCGUGGCUUCUACCCCCGCCGCCCUCUCUGCCACCACGCCUUCCUCCGCCUCGUUCAUGGCCCCAGGCUGCGGUAUCGGUGACUCGGAAAACUUCAGCGACCUUGACGAUGCCUUUACCGCGCAGAUAUCGACGGGACUAUGCUUUACCGGUUAUGAUAUUGAUGAUUUGUAUGGGGGUGUUGCAUAG